Messenger RNA from Larimichthys crocea (large yellow croaker), 898 nucleotides. Its product is annotated as histone H2B 1/2. The transcript has a single exon. The record is from RefSeq and is a predicted model, not a curated record. Gene Ontology annotation, cellular component: nucleosome. NCBI's taxonomy places the organism in Eukaryota, Metazoa, Chordata, Actinopteri, Sciaenidae. Bases 218 to 586 code for a protein of 122 amino acids. Gene Ontology annotation, molecular function: protein heterodimerization activity; DNA binding; structural constituent of chromatin.
UUUAUUUUCUCUUUGAACACAGUUCUCGGGUUUACGUUUCACAUUUUAAAAAUCUGCUCAGACGUCAGGAGUAAAGGCGCAUGCUCCGUCUCGGGCACAACAACUCAGCCAAUCCUGUGCGAGCAACAGUACAUUGUAAUUUGCAUCAGGACAUACAUAUAAAGCGCUCCGACAACAACCGUGUUAUAAGUUUCAGUGAUACUCGUCUGAAGCAAACAUGCCGGAAGUAGCUAAAGCACCGAAGAAGGGCUCUAAGAAAGCCGUCUCUAAAGCCACCAAGACCGGCAAGAAGAGGAGACGCACCAGGAAGGAGAGCUAUGCUAUUUACGUGUACAAGGUCCUGAAGCAGGUCCACCCCGACACCGGGAUCUCCUCCAAGGCUAUGGGCAUCAUGAACUCCUUCGUGAGCGACAUCUUUGAACGCAUCGCCGGAGAGGCCUCUCGUCUGGCUCACUACAACAAGCGCUCUACCAUCACCUCCAGGGAGAUCCAGACCGCUGUCCGCCUCCUGCUGCCCGGUGAGCUGGCCAAGCACGCCGUGUCCGAGGGAACAAAGGCCGUCACCAAGUACACCAGCUCCAAGUAAACUCGCUGUUUACAACACAAAGGUCCUUUUCAGGACCACCCACCACUUCAACUAAGAGCCUUGUUUCUGUUUUAUCUACAGUACUUGGACCUCCUUCCAUCUUAUUCUUAUCCAAGUGCCCUACUGCAUGAACUGUACAUCUUAAACUGCAACAGCUGAGCAUCCAGUGAAGAUGUAAGAUCUCCAGUUCCUCGAAAGACUAUGUACAAAUCUAAAAGGGGUUAUGGAGUUUAUGGACAUGUUCAAUAACACUGGGUUACAAAACUAAUUGAGUGCAUGCAAGGCGCACACUGUUAUCCACCGUGCUUAUUA